AUGGGGAUCCAAACAAUGGGGUCUCAAGGAGGUGGAGAUGGUACUGAAAAGAGAUCUCAACUCCAACCUCUUGUGCGGCAAAAUUCGGUAUACAGUCUCACACUUGACGAGGUUGAAAAUCAGUUAGGUGACUUAGGAAAGCCACUAAGUAGUAUGAACCUAGACGAGCUUCUUAAAAAUGUAUGGACUGUUGAGGUGAACCAGUCCAUGACUUCGGACAAUGAAGGCGCAGCACAAGCUAGUGAAGCUUCUCUACAACGUCAAGCUAGUCUGUCGUUAAAAGCUGCACUGAGCAAGAAGACUGUAGAUGAGGUUUGGAGAGAUAUCCAACAAAAGAAAGACAGCGACGAGAAGAAGUCACGGGAGAGACAACCUACUUUAGGAGAGAUGACAUUGGAGGAUUUCUUGGUGAAAGCGGGCAUUGUUGCUGAAGCAUCUUCUAAUAAAACAAAUACAGAUACUACCACUGGAAUGGAUUCAAAUGUAGCAGUAUCACAGUUUCCUGCACAAGGUCAGUGGAUUCAGUAUUCGCAAUCGCAACCACAAUAUCAGCAGCAUCUACAAAGUUCAAUGGGAGUUUAUAUGGCUAGCCAGGGUAUAGCACAGCCGUUACACAUGGGGGUUGCUGCUUCGAUGGAGAUUCCAUUUGCAGAUAGUCAAAUGGCAGUGGCUGCGCCUCUUAUGGAAACUGUGUCGGAUAUGCAGAUUUCCGGAAUGAAAAGAAGCACACCUGAUGGUAUGGUGGAGAGAACUGUUGAGAGAAGGCAGAAAAGGAUGAUCAAGAAUCGGGAAUCCGCUGCCCGUUCAAGAGCAAGGAAACAGGCCUACACAAAUGAAUUGGAGAAUAAAGUGUCGCGCCUGGAAGAGGAAAAUCAAAUGCUGAGGAAACGAAAGGAGCUAGAGAAUUUGUUGCCAUGCGUACCAAUUACUGAACCUAAAUAUCAGCUACGCCGAAUAGCAUCAUCUCCAUUCUGA
Lathyrus sativus (Indian pea) is the source of this 975-nucleotide messenger RNA. The record is from the annotation of a GenBank genome assembly. NCBI's taxonomy places the organism in Eukaryota, Viridiplantae, Streptophyta, Magnoliopsida, Fabales, Fabaceae.